UUCGCAACGUGUCAACAAUCGAAUGGUUGUUGUUUUAAUUUUGGAUUCCAAAAGCAGACGAGAAUUUUUUUACCGUCCCGGAACAUUCCUAGCAAUUAUUUCUACUUAUUCCUAAUUCUGUUGACUUCCAAACCUUUGUUAAAGCACUAUUACAAAGACUGCGAAUUAAAUUUGCUAAGCGAUGUCAUCGAAAGUAACUUUCAAAAUCACACUAACAUCGGAUCCGAAGCUGCCGUUCAAAGUACUAAGCGUCCCGGAAGCUACUCCGUUUACUGCCGUGUUAAAAUUUGCAGCUGAAGAAUUUAGGGUACCGCCAGCAACCAGUGCCAUUAUAACCGACGAUGGAAUAGGAAUCAAUCCACAGCAAACAGCAGGCAAUGUUUUUCUGAAGCACGGUUCGGAGCUGCGACUGAUUCCUCGGGAUCGCGUCGGUAUUCAAUCAUGAGGAUAGACUUGAUGUAGAUAAACUAGUUUCGAAGUAUUCCAUUUUCUAUGGUAAUCUGUUUUCUGUUGAAAAGUAAUUUUGAGGUUGCAAUUUAGCAAUUUUCUGUAUAUCUGUCCUAAGAAAAUUUCUUUGCAAGUGGGACAGAUAGCUGAAUAUUUGUGAUAUAAUUGCAUACAUGAAAUAAAUUCAAAUUUUCGAAGGAUUUUUUUUUAAUUUUAGAUGCGAGCGUGUCAAAGUGUAAAGCACACCGGACGUUACCGCUCUCGGAAAUGUUUGAGCUUGUAAAUUGAAGUGAUUUGUUGAUAUUUCAUACUUAAGUUAAUAAAACGAAUAUCUGUGCUUUUGUUUUCCUUUAUAAGUAAUAAAUAACAAAUAUA
Malaya genurostris is the source of this 822-nucleotide messenger RNA. It is a transcript of the gene Ufm1, whose product is annotated as ubiquitin-fold modifier 1. NCBI's taxonomy places the organism in Eukaryota, Metazoa, Arthropoda, Insecta, Diptera, Culicidae. The transcript is spliced from 3 exons. The record is from RefSeq and is a predicted model, not a curated record. Gene Ontology annotation, cellular component: nucleus; cytoplasm. Gene Ontology annotation, biological process: protein K69-linked ufmylation. Bases 182 to 445 code for a protein of 87 amino acids.